UUUUUUACUUUUAUGUCUAUAAUUUGAACAAAAUUGUAUAAUUUUGUAAAUACACCUCCGAAAUGGAUCCAGGUUACAACGAAAAUGUGGUGGACUACCUUUCGCUGGGCAACAUGCCAGGCUUGGAGUGGAAAUUGCUGCGGUACAAGUGUCGCGAAUUGCGUUUAGAAGGCAUUUACCAUCGUCACCGCCUUCUGAUUUCCGUGGCCCUUGCUACACAGGUUAUAAUUAUCGUUGAGAUUUUGAUGCUCAUCCAUGUGAUUCUGCUGUUCAGCGUGGUCAAGGAUAUAGACUUAAUCACUGUGCUUCCCUAUUUCGCGGUGAUGCUGCUCACUCCACCAAUAUUGAUGAUCAGCAGAGAGCCAAAUGCUGAGAACUAUGAUUGUAUUGCCAUUUUGGCUAGCUGUCUGAUGGCUUUACUCCUCACCUUAAUGGAUUUAAUAUUACCCAUUUGCUAUUUUACCUCAUAUUCGCUGGUUCCAAGCUACGAUCAUGUGGUGAUUAUCAUGGUUUACCUGUUGUUUCCCAUUUCUUAUUUGGAGAACGGAAGAGUUUACCUCUUGGGUUUGGCCGUUUCGCUGGUGAACUUUUCCUAUAUGAUUUGGAUGGAGUACAAGACUAGCGACGAUAAAGUUUGGGAGCUGACCAUCUAUGCCAUGUACAUCCUAUUUCUGAACCUGAUUUGCCUGUUCUUCAAGGGAUUUCGGGAGUACUACAUAAGACGCGGGGUGCUGAGUCGUUAUCAGUUGGUGUACCAGAAUAUGGUAUUUCAGAUGGCUAUGAAAAAGGAAAAGGCCCUACUGGACUCCAUUAUGCCUCUAGCUUUAGCGCAGUCCUUGCAAGAUGCUAUUGCUAGUCACAUCGAGGAAGAUCCAAAUGGUCUAAUCCCAUUUUCGAAGACAAGGCGUCUCUUCGUAGAACCUCACUCAGAAGUCUCCAUCCUAGAAGCGGAUAUGGUCAACUUCACCCAUCUGACGACCACAAUGGAGGUACCCGAAUUGGUUUCCAUCCUGCACGAACUCUUUGUCAAUUUCGAUAUGGCUGCCAAUCGAAAUCGUGCAACCCGCAUCAAGUUCCUUGGGGAUUCCUACACCUGUGUAACCGGGAUUCCCAGCUACUUUCCCAGCCAUGCCAAUGCCUGUGUGAACCAAGCUCUGGACAUGAUUGAUGUCAGCCGUGAGGUGAGUAAGCGUCGCAAUCGGAAGAUUGAACUUAGGAUCGGCGUGCACUCGGGGGAAAUACUCGCUGGAAUCAUUGGUCACACCAAGUGGCAGUUUGACAUUUGGUCAAAAGACGUCAACAUAGCCAUUCAUCUCGAAAUGUCGGGACUUCCGAACCUGGUGCACAUUUCCAGCAGGACAUUGUCCUUACUGGACAAUCACUAUGUUUGUGAGGAGGGUACCGAAACGGCCAAGGAAGAUCCGCUCCUGCAACGAGAUAAUAUUAGUACCUAUCUGAUCAGAAGUCGCCUACCCGAUUUUGAAGAACCCGAUGAUUUCGAGGACGACAAUAUCUCAUUGGACAACUACCGCCUGAGUUUUAGGGAUGAGGAUUACGAAGACAUUCAGGUGAAGGCGCAGCGGGAGAUGAUCCUCGAGGUGGAGCACAUGCCGGUGAAUCGAGUACAGUCCUGCCAGUUUAGACCUAAAGAUGGCAAAAGUAAGGAGAGCAUCAGCGAGGAGUAUAGAUUCAAUCUGGAGUCAUACUAUCUCUUCACCACAUUUCGCAACUGGAGAACGGAGUGGUCCUUCAACAAUCGACCGGAUCUUCUGAUGAAGUACAGCCUGGUAAUGGCGGUCCUUGCAGGAAUUACGAUCAUGUCCAUGGAUCUCUUAGAACACAUUGAUGACUUUGACUACACCAUACAGUUCUGUCUGUUUCUCGUAAUGCUUUUGGCCCUUGUGGUGGCAGCCUACAAGAAACUGUGGCUAAGGGGUAGACGACUCACACCCUUGACGCAACCCUCAUUCUUCCUGAGUCGCUGGCUAGUCAGGCUAUCCGAUCUCAUAGAGCAAUCGAUAUUUGUCCGGGUUCCCCUAGCCAUCGCGGUGCUGUUUAUACUGUAUGGUAUGUCCUCGGAGGCGGUGUUUUCCUGUGAUGUAGCCAGGCUGGAAUUGGAGAUCAUAGACUCCGAGCUAUACAAAUUUACGCCCAAAAUGCUUUGCUUUCUGCCAUGGGCAGUAACCUAUGCCGUGAUCAUUGUGCUCAGUCUGCUGUUGGUCACCCUGGGCAUUCCACUGGUCAUCAAGUUGGUUGCGGGUCUCGUUAUCCUGGCCAGCCAUGUGAUCACAGUCCAUGCUCACUACGGUUUCGCCUUUGAGAGGUCGGAGACCACAAAUGUGGGCCUGGGAUCGAGCUUGGCCCACACCUGGUACCUGGUGGCAUUCUACAUCGUGGUGGUGGUGCGCGAAGGUUACCUCAAUUAUAUUCAGAAGGCGUCCUACUUCAUGGGCAUGUGUUUCGAAAAGAAGCACGAGCUGACCAAGGUCAAAACUCGCUCCAUUAAGAUCAUCAUGGCCAACAUUCUGCCUUCCCAUGUGGCGGAGGUUUUCAAGACUCGUCGGCGUAGCGAUCAACUGUAUUACGAGAACUUCUCCCAUGUGGCCGUAAUGUUUGCCUCUAUAGUGAACUACCAAGCGGAUAGGUAUGGGUUACGGGCUCUUCACGAAACCAUCUGCUACUUUGAUGACCUUCUGAUGAACUACCAGACCAGGUACAAGAUCGAAAAGAUCAAGGUGAUGGGUUGGACUUAUUUAGUAGCUUGCGGUUUGGAUGUGGAUCACUACACUGACUUGUCGAUCAGCGUUCCAUUUUCAAGUAAUCGAGAAACGGAAAAUACGCUAAAAUCUGCUUCUGUGCGUUUUGCCCCUAUUGAUGAGGAGGACGAUGAUGAGAUAAGCACCCCUUGGCAAUGUUCCCUGCCAUCUCUGAACCAGAUCGAUAAUACAGUUCUGGUCAUGACUGAAUUCGCUUUGAAUUUGCUAAGGGUUAUGCAGGAGAUUCGAUCGAAGGGUGUGCUUUUUGAGCAGGAUACUAUAUUGACUGGUAGUCUUAAGAUAGGCAUUGCCCAUGGACCCGUCAUGGCCGGCGUUGUGGGACUUUCGAAGCCGCACUACGAUAUCUGGGGUCACACCGUCAACAUGGCUUCUCGGAUGAGCUCCACGGGGGUUUUGGAUGGCAUCCACGUGACCCAGAGCACCUCGAACAUCCUGCAGGAUCUGAAUAUCCGAUGCAAUUAUCGAGGACACACGUUUGUGAAGGGCGUGGGCGAAGUGCCCACUUACCUGGUUGAUCUGGACCAGAAUUUACAGUUCCAGAACCACCGCCACAGUGAUGAUUUGAAAAGCAAAAGUAGCCUAAUCUCUUUGGAGUGGAGGGAUGAAAAAGAGGCUAAAAAGGAUAAUUAUUAA
Messenger RNA from Drosophila takahashii, 3410 nucleotides. RefSeq names its product adenylyl cyclase X E. Gene Ontology annotation, molecular function: adenylate cyclase activity. Gene Ontology annotation, cellular component: plasma membrane. Gene Ontology annotation, biological process: adenylate cyclase-inhibiting G protein-coupled receptor signaling pathway; intracellular signal transduction; cAMP biosynthetic process. The record is from RefSeq and is a predicted model, not a curated record. Lineage: Eukaryota; Metazoa; Arthropoda; Insecta; Diptera; Drosophilidae.